AUGGGCAGAUCGCGACGAGCUGGACGCUUAGUCCAGCUCCGCCGACUAACACGAGCGUACGCUACCCCUGGGGUCUUUGACCCCAGGAUUUUUGAUAGGCCACUUGAGCCCCCUGAACCGAGGAUCCAGGAUCCUUCACAGCAACCUCCGGUCCCAUGUCGGACCCAUCCACUUCCCUCACCGGAGUCACUGCCCCCGCACCAGCUCAUACCCCCUUCUCCCCCGCUUUCCAUGAAAUCUCCGCUAGCCCCCGGCCACCCACACCUCCUGCCAUUACGCCAGGCGCCUGAUCCUUGCCCGAUCAGGGCGUGGGCACCUCGCCCGCCGAUCACCCCCGCUCCUAGGCCCCCCAAGGCCAGCGUCGUCAGGGCGCCCCCAGCAUUACCGGCAGAGCGGACGAAGAGGCCCGGGCCGGAACCACAGGCCCUGCGAGGAACCCUGGCCCAGCGCACGGUCCGACCCUGCACAGUGCGGAUAGAGGCUCUCCCCCAGAAGGUCCGACUCGUGAAGCGGCCCAGGAACCAACCACGGGAGAGCAAGGACAUGCCUACCCUUCUCUAG
Vollenhovia emeryi is the source of this 561-nucleotide messenger RNA. Its product is annotated as anther-specific proline-rich protein APG-like. The coding region runs from base 1 to 561 and encodes 186 amino acids. The record is from RefSeq and is a predicted model, not a curated record. The transcript has a single exon. Lineage: Eukaryota; Metazoa; Arthropoda; Insecta; Hymenoptera; Formicidae.